Molecule: messenger RNA, 621 nt
Organism: Drosophila subobscura
Lineage: Eukaryota; Metazoa; Arthropoda; Insecta; Diptera; Drosophilidae
Exons: 1
Coding region: 70-438 (122 amino acids)
Source: RefSeq, a predicted model, not a curated record
UUGUCUUCAACAUCAGUAUUCAUUCUGCCAUCUUCAAACCACUGCGACAGCUCACUAACUUCUAUUCAAAUGUACUUCAGCAGUGUGUUUUUGUUGCUACUUGGCGCCUAUGUCUGUUUGACCAACGGUCUCGGCGGCAGUAGUGGCGAAGGUAACGAUUACACGUGGGGUAGUAAAUUAACAACCGAUACCCUGAUUGCACGCGAGGUCAUAACUAAAACAAAGAUGCUUCUGCAAACUACGACUAAGACAUAUACGCUGACCCAGGCGGGCACUGCCAAGACUAUAAGCUAUAUACAUAUAACGGAUUUAAAACGCAUGCGCGGUGCAACAGCGGAGAUCACUUCUGGCGGUGUAGGUGACACGACAGUUACUAUAAAAUUUACUUCUUCAAGGGGAUCCGGCAUUAAGUCUCAAGUGGAAAUAUAUGGAGCAUAACCGAAUGAAAAUUGAUAAAACUCUUCUAUAAAAUAUUUUAUAUAGCACGAAUCGAUAUGUUGUGCGACUCACAUUUUAAGUGUAUCGAGUAGAUUAGACACGGCUUAGAAUUUUUUUAUAAUGUAACAAACAGAGACAUAACUCAAAGUAUCCUAUUAUUAUUAUUACUCGUAUAAUAUGUUU